AUGUGGUUGCCCACCUCAUUAAAAAUAACCGGCUUUGCCUCUUGGGCAUUUUGGAGACAAAGCUUGCACAAUCAUCAAUCCCGAAGAUUCUUAGCCGCUCAUUUCCGGGAUGAUGCAACCAACAACUUUGACACCAUCGCCGGCGAACGCAUCCUUGUGAUUUGGGACCCGGCAGUUAUUGACCUACAACCGGUGGAUAUAUGGCCCCAAGUGAUUCACUGCCGUGCCACGAAUAAGUCCCCUCAACUCUCAUUCUAUAUCUCGUUUACAUAUGGUCUUUAUUUUGUUGUCAAUAGAAGGAGCAUAUGGGAGAAACUUUCUGAUUUGGGACUAGCACCGAGCAUGCCAUGGCUUAUUAUGGGCGAUUUCAACUGUGUGAAAUCUCCCAAGGAGAAGCAGCUUGGAGUGGCCCCGACUUUGUAUGAGCUUAAAGGUUUUGUGAACUACUGUGUAGCGCUUGGAUUACUCGACGUUCCCACUACGGGCUGCUACUACACAUGGUAUUCCAACAAUGAAAGCAACCCCGUAUGGUGCAAGCUUGAUCGGGUCUUAUACAACAACGAAUGGCUUCAGGCCGGUUUGUAUUGCAGCGCCCAUUUCAAUCCACCGGGAUGCCUCUCCGACCAUUCUCCGGGUAUUGUUUCUAUUUUUGAUCAUGCACCCACUAAGCCAAAACCAUUUCGCUUUUUCAAUAUGUGGGCAGAUCAUCCGAAUUUCUUAGCUACUGUGGAAGCAAGAUGGAACUUGAGCGUGGAGGGAACGCCUCAAUUCAGCCUUUGUAGGAGACUAAAAGCACUUAAAGGCGCACUCAAGGCAUUCAACCAGCAGCACUACAGCCACAUCUCCACCAGGGCCAAAGAGGCUGAGCAAGCUCUACAAGAUGCCCAGAGUCAACUUGAAUCCAAUCUGGGAGAUGUGGCGCUACGAGACUCUUUGGGAGAUCUUAGAAGGAAGGCCGUUUUUCUUGCCGAGGCCGAACGGCACUUCUUCUACCAGAAAGCCAAAAUUCACUUUCUUAAAGAGAGGGACCGCAACACCAAGUUCUUCCAUGACAUUAUGAAGAGGAAUGUCACAAGGAAUUCCAUCGGGGCAGUCCCUAGGGCAGACGGGACUGUUAUCACUGCUGCUGAGGAUAUUGCCCAAGAGUUCGUUGAUUACUACAAAUCACUCUUGGGCACCGAGGCUCACACCCUCCCUGUCGAUAAUGGUGUGUUUGAAUGGGGCCUCAUACUCUCCCCUGAGCAUACCGGGAGCUUUGCCUGGCAGUCACGCCGUUGGAGGUAA
Molecule: messenger RNA, 1284 nt
Organism: Sesamum indicum (sesame)
Lineage: Eukaryota; Viridiplantae; Streptophyta; Magnoliopsida; Lamiales; Pedaliaceae
Source: RefSeq, a predicted model, not a curated record